AUGGCUUCCCUCUACCGCUCUAGCCUGCGACUGCGCUCGGUGGCUCGUCUUCCUGCCGCCCGGGCUCUCUCUACCACUGCACAGCUGCGCGCGGCCGAGAAGCCUUACUUCCCCGAUGAGCCCACCGCCCCUACGGUGGCCACGGCCAUCCCCGGCCCCAAGAACAAGGCCGCAAUGGCCGAGCUGGACAAGGUCUUUGAUGUCCGCAGCUUGAACAUGCUCACGGACUACACCAAGUCCAUUGGUAACUACAUUGCCGACUUGGACGGAAAUGUCCUUUUGGAUGUCUAUGCUCAGAUUGCUUCCAUCCCUGUUGGCUACAACAACCCUCACCUCCUCGAGGUCGCCAAGUCUCCCGAGAUGGCGACCUCCCUGAUCAACCGUCCCGCCCUGGGUAACUUCCCGUCCGCUGACUGGUCUCACAUCCUGAAGACCGGUAUCUUGAAGGUUGCUCCCAAGGGUCUCGAUCAGGUGUUCACGGCCAUGGCUGGCUCCGACGCCAACGAGACUGCCUACAAGGCCGCCUUCAUGUACUACCGUCAGAUGCAGCGUGGAGGUCCGGAGAAGGAAUUCACCGAGGAGGAGCUCCAGAGCACCAUGAUGAACCAGUCUCCCGGGUCUCCCCAGCUGUCCAUCCUGUCCUUCAAGUCUGCCUUUCACGGACGUCUUUUCGGCAGUCUGUCCACCACUCGCAGCAAGGCCAUCCACAAGAUGGAUAUCCCCGCCUUUGACUGGCCCCAGGCCACCUUCCCCUCCCUGAAGUACCCUCUUGAAGAGCAUGUCCAGGAGAACGCCCAGGAGGAGCAGCGAUGCCUGCAGGAGGUUGAGCGCCUCAUCAAGGAAUUCCACAACCCCGUCGCCGCCGUUGUUGUCGAGCCUAUCCAGUCCGAGGGUGGUGACAACCACGCCUCCCCCGCAUUCUUCCAGGGUCUCCGUGAGAUCACCAAGCGCAACAACGUUCUCUUCAUCGUCGAUGAGGUGCAGACCGGUGUCGGUGCCACUGGUAAGUUCUGGGCCCACGACCACUGGAACCUCCAGACUCCCCCCGAUAUCGUGACCUUCUCCAAGAAGGCUCAGACUGCCGGCUACUACUAUGGCAACCCGGCUCUGCGCCCCAACAAGCCCUAUCGCCAGUUCAACACCUGGAUGGGUGACCCCGCCCGUGCCCUCAUCUUCCGGGGCAUCAUCGAGGAGAUUGAGCGCCUGAAGCUCGUUGAGAACACUGCUGCUACCGGUGAUUAUCUCUAUGCCGGCCUGGAGCGCCUUGCCAAGCAGUACCCCGAGCAUCUGCAGAACCUCCGUGGCAAGGGCCAGGGAACCUUCAUUGCCUGGGACACCCCCAAGCGCGACGAGUUCCUCGUCAAGGCCAAGGGCGUCGGUGUCAACAUUGGUGGAAGUGGCCAGAGCGCCGUCCGUCUGCGGCCCAUGCUGAUCUUCCAGAAGCACCAUGCCGACAUUCUGCUCGAGAGCGUUGAGAAAAUCAUCAAGCAGCUGUAA
Messenger RNA from Aspergillus terreus NIH2624, 1497 nucleotides. RefSeq names its product 4-aminobutyrate transaminase gatA (gene gatA). The transcript is spliced from 4 exons. Bases 1 to 1497 code for a protein of 498 amino acids. Gene Ontology annotation, molecular function: pyridoxal phosphate binding. The record is from RefSeq and is a predicted model, not a curated record. Gene Ontology annotation, biological process: GABA catabolic process. Lineage: Eukaryota; Fungi; Ascomycota; Eurotiomycetes; Eurotiales; Aspergillaceae. Gene Ontology annotation, cellular component: mitochondrion.